Paramuricea clavata is the source of this 919-nucleotide messenger RNA. The record is from the annotation of a GenBank genome assembly. NCBI's taxonomy places the organism in Eukaryota, Metazoa, Cnidaria, Anthozoa, Malacalcyonacea, Plexauridae.
AUGGCAGAUGAAGCACCAGAACCGAUUCGAAACAUCGGUAAAGUUCGAAAGUUUGUUGUUGGCACUGACUUCGAAGCGUAUGCCGAACAACUGGAAUUCUUUUUCGUAGCAAAUAGCGUGACUGAUGCUAAACAAAAGAAAGCUGUCCUGUUGACGAAUAUGCCUGCAGAAACCUACCAGUUAACAAAGGAUUUAUUUGCUCCACAUCUACUAAAAGAGGACACGAUCACGUACGAAGCGAUAGUCGAGCGACUUCAGAAACAGUUAAAGCCACAGAAAUCAGCAUUAGUAGCCAGAUACGAGUUUGAUAAUCGAGCGAGAAACGCUGGAGAGACGGUGAGUGAAUACGUAGCUGUUUUAAAACAUUUAGCUACAGAAUGUAAGUUCAACGAAACGAUGCGUUUAGAGCGACUUAGAGAUCGGUUAGUAUCUGGUAUUCGUGACAGAAAAAUGAUGUCAGAACUCUUAAAACUUAAGCUCGAAGAACUGACCUUUGACACAGCCGUUGCUAAAUGCAUCGCUAUUGAACAAUCAUGUAAGGACGUUGAAACUAUGCAAGGGGGGAGAGAUUCAAACCAUACGAAUAAGGAAUCAGAUUCAGUGAAUUUGUUAAAUAAACCUGAAGAGCAAAACAGGAAUGCGAAAGCCAAGAAAGGAAGGGACGCCUCUCCUUCCCCUGCAGACCCCAAGUGUUACCGUUGUCAUGGUGAUCAUCAGCAUAAAUCCUGCCCCUUUAAAAAUGCAAUUUGCCAUUAUUGUAAGAAGAGCGGUCAUAUUCGGAGAGCUUGUAGAAAACGAAGCAAAGAAACACAUAGUUUCAAACCCCCAGUAAAUCACAUUGAUGAUGAUGAUGAUAGUGACAGCGAUGAUUACCUGGCUAGUUUAGAAAUAAAUAAAGUGGGAAACAAAGAUAACGUAA